AUGUCACUCUCAGACCAGGUUGAGGAGGCGAAGAAGGCCCUGAGGAAGACGAGGAAGAGGAAGAGAGCCCCUCCCCCAUCAGAGGAGGAGGAGUUAGAGUUUGCAGAGGAGCCAGCUGACCUUAGUGUUGCUCAGGAGGAAGGUCCAGCUGAGUUGGACGACAGCCGAAGCAGCCUUGUCACUCAUGUGUCAGGGGAGCAUGAGUUUGAUGGCAGCAGAGAGCAGAGAGAGGUCCUGACCCCAGACGAGCCCAAAGCCAAAACUCCGAAGAGGAGGAAGAAGCCGCCGUGCGUGAGCACUGGCACGCCACGAGAGCAGGCCUCAGCCUCCGCCUCCGCCGCGUCCGCCUCAGAGAACAGCGACGGCCCCAGUCUUCCCCAGAUCCUCAGGAUGGCUGAAAGUGCCCUCCAGCAGAUUGAGCGCCUCGCCGACGACUUCACGGCCAGCGGGCGUGUCCCUGACGAGCCCCUGACCAGCAUGCACCAGGAGGACCUCGGCUCGGACACGGACAGCGCCACAGAGGACGAGCUCGUGGUCAGAUCUCGGAGCGGAGGUGGGGACGCAGUGUCCACCACGGCGUCGCGUAGCCAGCGGAGGUCGCAGUCCGAGGGGCAACUCUCCCCUGGCACCCCCGGGUCCCCCCCCGGGUCCCCCCCCGCCGGCCCCUCCACUGCCCCCUCCACCGGGGGCAAGAGCGCCAAGAAGGCAGCAGCGACCACAAAGAAGAUCAGUGGAGUUCUGGGAAGCGUGUGCAACCUGGUGAACUUCCAGGCGUGGCGGACGUCGCUGAGUGGGAAUGACGGGCGGCUGCUGGGUGACCUGGCGCUGGUGGAGCUGGACGCACUGCUGGGCUCCUACCUGCGCUACCUGUGGGAGGGCGGCAACCGCCACCUCACACACGCCCUCAUGGUGCUCCAGGCGCGCAGCAUCGACCGCUACAUCAAGUCGCAGGGCUGCUUCCACUGCUUGCUGCGCUCCCCUGAGUUGCCGGCGGCGGCCCAGCUGCUGGCGGAGUACCUGCGGGCGCUGCGUGAGCGCGAGACGGACGGCUACGGGGCGCUGAUCUGCGGCGCCAGCGCGGCCGAGGAGGAGGAGCUACGGCGUGCGGGCGUGCUGGGCCGCGGCUCACCUGCCGCGCUGCUGCACCUGGUGCUCUACAACAACAUCCGCGCCUACGGCCCCGCGCACCUGUACCGCAUGUGGCCCGCGCCCGCCGGCAAGUUCCGCUUCAUGCGCGUGGUGCCCGCACAGGUGGGCGCACGCCCCGAGCUGGACUGCCUGGAGUGGACCGACCCCGCCGACCCCGAGCAGACGCCGCUGCGGAUGCUGGGCACGCCCUCCGACCCCUCGCGCUGCCCCCUGGAGGACUUCCGUCUGUACUGCACCAAGCACGCGGGCGGCUUCCUGAGCUACAGCGACCCGGUCUACUCCAACGUGCGGCCCACACGCGGCGCCGACCCGGCCAGCGGCGACUGGUACCUCCGCACGCCCAUCAGCAAGCAGCGCAUGGCCAAGCUCCUCGCCGCGCUGGCACAGAGGAUCCAGAGCGCCCGCGCCACACUGGGGGCCCUGCCGCCCGUCUAGCCAGAGCGCCCGCGCCAUGCCAGGCUGUGAUGCCCGCUUAACGCCGCCGUCUGGGCCCACUCAUUUAGUGUGUAAUUAUGUUGGAUGCAGUGCAACAGGGUACCAUAUAUGAUAAUACAUACAGUUACGCAAUACAGGAGAAAUAUGUGAAGAAGGAUAUGUUUUAUGUGUAAGAUGUUUAUAAUUAAA
Messenger RNA from Sardina pilchardus (European sardine), 1773 nucleotides. RefSeq lists its product as uncharacterized. NCBI's taxonomy places the organism in Eukaryota, Metazoa, Chordata, Actinopteri, Clupeiformes, Clupeidae. Bases 1 to 1584 code for a protein of 527 amino acids. The transcript has 4 exons. The record is from RefSeq and is a predicted model, not a curated record.